This is a messenger RNA of Suillus paluster, 1056 nucleotides long. RefSeq lists its product as uncharacterized. The record is from RefSeq and is a predicted model, not a curated record. Bases 383 to 664 code for a protein of 93 amino acids. Lineage: Eukaryota; Fungi; Basidiomycota; Agaricomycetes; Boletales; Suillaceae. The transcript has 4 exons.
CAGCGAUCGUAGGUACCAUGGGGCUGAGGCUGGCAGUAUACUAUCAUUCGACGGGAAAUGCACAAUUUUCACGAGCUCUGGAGUGCAUUGUGCAUUACCCAUCGAUUGUGCAUUCCGGAUCAGGUGAUAGUACUAGUACUGGGUAUUCAUUCUCCAUUCUCCAUUUCGUUCCAUUUUGUCAGCAUCAGAAGUUAGAACAUCUUCUUAAACUCCGAUGCUAGACGUCAUACUACACUCAGUACACUAGCGUCAAUGGAAGCCAGUCGGGCACGGGCAAGCAUGGCGCUAUUGACGGAAAAUUUAGUAUAUAAGUGACCAACUCCGCGGGCGCGAUUCCAACGUUCCCCCACCAUUCAAUUCUUCCAGAUCGUCUAAGAGCAGAAUGCGCACUUCAGCUCUCCUUGCACUCUUUUUCAGUUUCUUCUUCGUUAUUGGGAUGACGGUCUGUCUCCCUUUAUCACUACCAGAUUCCGAUUAUGCUCUUGUUAUAACCCGUGAUACCCUAGGUUCUCAGAACAAACGCGUCAUGGACCCUGUAACUGGCCCUCUUGAACAGUUCCUCAGGAUGUUAGGCAAUCCACGCCUGCGUGAAAUGCAAUUACAGGUCGAAGACUACUGUUCCCAUUUUUCUUGCCGCAAGCCGAAGGAGACAUUCUACAUCUAAUAUUUAUACCAGACAACAAGAGUUGUUCUGGUCGCUUUGCAAUAUUUUUCAAAUGUGUAUCCUUCGGACUGUUGUACCAUCGGCAGGCAGACUUUGUUUCAGUAUGUCACCCUUGUCCCAACGAUUCAAAUUACUUGCAAGUAUAUAACUUAUCGUUGACUUAUCGUGUAUAUAUGCUUCUCUGUAGAAGCUUGUCUCACUUAGCUCGCGUAUAUCAAAGUCACUCGCGACUGUAUAGCAGCAGACUGCGUUACCGUUUCUUGCGCCCAAAUUCUUUGUUCCGCAACUCAAUACUGUUUUGCGCAGACUACAUAAUUGAAAUGCUUCUUCCUUACACGCAAUGUAUAUACGCGCGUUGCAACGUUGAGACCUCGCCACGCAUAUGUAAGUAC